GCCACUGGAGAAGUCUUGUUCGCGUUGUAAACCCGGCUGCAGCGCACGUGUUUGAACCUAUGCACUAUACUAUACAUUCAUACUGCGUCAUUAAAUUCAGCAAUUCGCCAUCAUGUCUUUCUGGAGUUUGAUCUUGGAGCCUGGAAAGAAGUAUGAGAAAGAAGUUGAAAAUGGCAUCCAAGUGACUCGAGCUGCUCUAGACACUAGCCGUGCUUCUGAUAAUGAUGGCAUAGUUCAAAUCAUCCUAGAGUUUGAGGGCAAGGAAAUGACUGUUGCCAAUCUGAGUGUAAAACAUGGCAUUUUCCAGUCCACUUUAGAUCUUGCGUUUAAAGAGGGCGAUAAGGUGGCAUUUUCAACCUCUGGUGCCAAAGUGCCCGUGAGUCUGACUGGUUAUGCUGGUCUUGAAGACGAUGAUGAUUUGGAUGAUGAGGAGCUGGAGGACCUGGAUGAGGACUACUUGGAGAGCACCAUGGAUGGCAGUGAUGAGGACGAUGAAGAUGCGCCUGAACUGGUCUCUGGCCGCAAGAAGAGGAAACUUGAGGUUGCCGACAAAUUUAAACGUCCAGCCAAAUCUGCCAAGCUUGCCAAUGGCUCAGCAAAAGGCCUCACCCUGAACGGCGAAUCGUUCAUGUCUGAGGACGACGAGGAUGACGACUCAUACAACCCAACAGGGGACUUGAGCAGCAUGGGGGAGGAGCUGCUUGGCGAAGAAGAGGAGCUCGAUGAUGACACUCUCGACUCCGAUGAUGAUGACGAGGAUGACGAUGAGGAAGACGAUGAUGAUGAUGAUGAGGAGGAAGACGAGGAUGAUGAUUCCGAAGACGCCGAAGAGGAGGAGAUCGUAAAAGAAAUCAAGUCAAAGAUGAAUGGAGUAUCGGAAAAUCAGAAGCAGAAGAAGAAAGAUGUCUCUUCAGUUGCCAAUGGAACUCUCAAAGCUUUACAGCUCGAAGCUGUAAAGAAUGCCAACAAAGACAAGAAGAAAACUCCCGUUAAGAAGAGCCCCACUAAAGAUGACAAGGCUGUUACUGGAACAAAGACCCCGUCCAAGGACAAGUCUCCAAAGGAAAACAAAGCCAAGGCAGCUAAAGUGGGGAAAACUGAAGACGUGCUUGCCAAGACGCCAAAAUCCGAGAAGAAGAAACAACACAAGGAAUCUCAGAAAGAAACUCCCAAAGCAACCGCAGAUGACGCUACACCCAACAAAAAACAAAUGCGCUCUGGCGGCGUGAUGAUCGAGGACAUUACUGUGGGAACUGGAGAAGCUGCCAGGAAAGGCUCCAAUGUGUCCAUGUACUAUGUGGGCCGCUUGAAGAGCAACAACAAGAUCUUCGACUCGCAGCUGUCCGGCACACCUCUCAAGUUUGUUCUGGGACGGGGAGAAGUCAUCCAGGGUUGGGAUGUCGGGCUUAUCGGCAUGAAAGUUGGCGGCAAGAGGAAGCUCUCGAUCCCCAGCGCCAUGGCGUACGGGAAGAAGGGUGCGCCGCCUGAGAUUCCUCCUCAAGCUAACUUGGAGUUUGAAGUUACGAUGAUGGGAUGUCGUUAGUUAAUUAUUGUAGAGUAUUCUACGGAGACGCUGAUGGGAAACCAAAGGAAGGAAUGAAGAAUAUUUUUUUUCUUGAAGCAUUCGUGUGGAGUGUCACCUUCGGCACGUGUGAUGUAAACAUUGCGUUAGUCACCUUCGAUCUGAUUAUGACCUCUGAAUUAAACUUAUUGAAAAUUUAAAUAAUAGUGACCAGGAAUAAAAAUUAACAUAGUUCUACGGGAGCUGUGUAGAGGAAUGUCUUACAUUUUGUGAUAUUCAUUUAAUGCCGAGUAUCAUAAGUUCUGAUUAAUAGUGCUUUAACUUGUGUAAGAAAAUCAUUGAAAAUAA
Messenger RNA from Hyalella azteca, 1870 nucleotides. Its product is annotated as 46 kDa FK506-binding nuclear protein. Gene Ontology annotation, cellular component: nucleolus; chromatin. Gene Ontology annotation, molecular function: macrolide binding; peptidyl-prolyl cis-trans isomerase activity. The transcript is spliced from 11 exons. Lineage: Eukaryota; Metazoa; Arthropoda; Malacostraca; Amphipoda; Hyalellidae. The record is from RefSeq and is a predicted model, not a curated record. The coding region runs from base 113 to 1543 and encodes 476 amino acids.